This is a messenger RNA of Solanum verrucosum, 549 nucleotides long. RefSeq names its product cytochrome c oxidase subunit 3. Lineage: Eukaryota; Viridiplantae; Streptophyta; Magnoliopsida; Solanales; Solanaceae. Gene Ontology annotation, cellular component: membrane; mitochondrion. The record is from RefSeq and is a predicted model, not a curated record. Gene Ontology annotation, molecular function: cytochrome-c oxidase activity. Gene Ontology annotation, biological process: mitochondrial electron transport, cytochrome c to oxygen.
AUGAUUGAAUCUCAAAUAUAUUCUCAUUAUUUGGUAGAUACAACUACAUGACGUAUUUCAGAUUCACUAUGAGCUUUGGUAACAACUGUAGGAGAUGUGAUGUUUAUACACUCAUUUCAAGGGGCAACACUUCUUAGGUUAGGCCUCACAUUUCUCCUAUAUACCAUGUUCAUAUGGUGACCUGAUGUUCUACAUGAAUCCACAUUUAAAGAAUAUCAUAUCAAAGUCAUACAAUUUGGACCUUGAUAUAGUUCAAUUUUGUUUAUCGUAUCAAAAGUAAUGUUCUUUUUUGCUUCUUUUUUUUGGGGGGGGGGGGGGGGAGGGGAUUCUCAUUCUUAUUGACCUACAACAAAGAUCAGAGCUAUUUGGUCCCUAAAAGGAAUUGCAGUUUUCUAUCCUUGGAAACUCUUUCUUAAUAUUAUUAUUCUCCUUUCAUAUGAAGUUGUUGUAACUUGAGAUCAUCAUCUUAUAUGCACAGGGAAGGAAAAACCAACAAUUUACACUUUAAUAGCUAUUAUUUUACUAACUUUAAUAUUCACAGGCUUUUAA